UAGUGAUAUAUCAGAUUUACAAGCAAUUGCAGUAGUAGCAGAUAUUGUAAUUAAUUUUAAUUCAAUUAAUAUUCAUGAUGAUAAUAUUGAGGAAGAUUUAAGAGAUACAUAUCUUGACUUAUCUUUUUUACUAUCAGAUACAAAUUCUUUAAAUAGUCAAGAUUUAAAAUCAAAUGAAGACUUUGAUACUGGUAUUACUAAAUCUGA
Racocetra fulgida is the source of this 207-nucleotide messenger RNA. The record is from the annotation of a GenBank genome assembly. Lineage: Eukaryota; Fungi; Glomeromycota; Glomeromycetes; Diversisporales; Gigasporaceae.